AUGGAGGUCAAGACUGACAAGAGAAGAUCUUGGGAGGACAAGCCGUGCUUUUCAAUUCACCUAGUCUCUCCCAGUACAAUAUCUUUCGCUCAGCUAAUUUUUCCCUUUGAAGAUCUGGAUGAUCUCCUUCAAUACAAGGUUUCCCUUAAUAGCCACUCAGUAAACACUCCAUUCUGCCCGCCAAGUCAACCUUCGCCGAUUGUCACCGCGGGUAACACAAUCUUACUGCAAACAAACGAGACUUUCCAAGACUAUGUAUUCUCGUGGUAUGAAGCGGUUAGUAGGGGUCGAAACCAAACCAUCGACGAGGUGAUGUACGCCAGUGAUGCGCAGUGGCUUGCAACAUCUCAAGUCGGUUCCAGCUCCAUCCUUGGUGCAAUUCAAGUACCUCGAUAUUUGAGGAGCGGCAGCGUGUACGUGAUCUAUGGACUGAUAAACGAUGUACAUAAGGAAGAAUUCUGGAUUUUGCCUCUUUGUCUCACUAUAUCGCUCAAGAGUCAAAAUACCCCCCGGAACGUACCAUCUGUGGCUACGCCUGGUCGAAGUUCCCACGUCCCUAAAAAUGCCACUCCAAGCGGUCUCCCUACCAUCUAUUCCACCACUACAGUCCGCUGCGAACAGGGAUGUGACAUCCCAUCAACUACGACAUUAUGGAAAGAGCAAUACACUAUGGCCUUAUCCUGA
This is a messenger RNA of Talaromyces proteolyticus, 684 nucleotides long. RefSeq lists its product as uncharacterized. The transcript is spliced from 4 exons. Bases 1 to 684 code for a protein of 227 amino acids. The record is from RefSeq and is a predicted model, not a curated record. NCBI's taxonomy places the organism in Eukaryota, Fungi, Ascomycota, Eurotiomycetes, Eurotiales, Trichocomaceae.